AUGUUCUAUUCUUAAUAACCUUACAUCUACUUUCCAUUCUAUUAGACCUAAAUGUGCUAUCCAAUCUACUAUUGCUCAAUUUAACCUUCACCUUAAUAAUAACCUGCCACUUAGGAAAAACUUUUAUAAUAAUCUGAUUAGUGUAAUUACAAUCCUUAAAGCAAUCAUACUUAUGACAUUGAUUAAGAUAAAAGUUUUGAUUCAUAUGUUGAAAAUGACAAACCUAGUUUUAUCACAAAUGAAAAAAAAUAAUCAUCAAAAUCUACAAAAACCUUUAAAGCUCUUGAUACAACUAAUUUCCAUAAAAAUUUUGCUAAAGCCAUUGUAGCUUAUGCAAUUAGACAAUAAUUUCUAAUUUUUAGAAUUUUAGGAGAACAAAAAGGAUAAGAAUUCCUUGAACUACUCUAAUCUUUAAAAAAUAAACUUAGCAAUUUGACCCAUUUUGCUAAACAUACAAGUAAUUCAGACUUUUAAAAAACAUUUCGCAUUCUUGGGUAAGAAUUUUAAUUAAAUUUUAGAAUGAAUUUCCUUAAAAAAGAAUCUACCCAAUAUAUCUAUAAUUCUAAAAUCUAACAAAAGUCUAGCCAUUUAAAACAUAAGAAGAUCAUUAAGAAAACUCUUUUAAGAAUUUGAA
This is a messenger RNA of Paramecium pentaurelia, 634 nucleotides long. Lineage: Eukaryota; Ciliophora; Oligohymenophorea; Peniculida; Parameciidae. The record is from the annotation of a GenBank genome assembly.